AUGCGGUUCUUUGUGUUUUUCAGUGUGCUGUGCAUGCUGUUGGGGGUGGUUGCUAGUUAUCAGGGGGAUUCGGGGGAGAUAGCAAGACGAGAUGACACGACUACUGCAGAAGCAGUCACCGGCGACGCUGCCUCUACCACUGAAGCCUCUGCGACUGCGACCGAUUCAGAUACUGCCUCUGCAACCGAAUCCGCUACUGAACCUGCCAGUGAAAGCGAUAUCACUGGCACAAACACAAACACCAAUACCGCAAGCGCAACAGGAACUGCCUCCAAAACCCAAUCCUCCAGCAGCAGUACCUCCAUCGACCCGCGCAUGGGCGCCGGCGGCAUCUCCAUGCUCACCCCCACCCAAGGCGCAACCUCCUACUAUAAAAUCGGCGAAAAAGUCACCUUUGCCUGGAACUACACCUCGCUCGCCGUAACCCCCUCCGCCAUCAACGUCGUCGCCUCCUGCAGCAUGAACGACGCAACCUACACCAUCUCGAACAACAUGAGCGUCGCGGAGACGGGCAAGGUCACCUGGGACACGGGCAAGUACCAGGCGAACGCGACGGUGCCGCUGCUGACCGCGACGUAUACGCUGAUUGUGUACGACGUGGAUGCGGAGAUUGGGGAUACGGCGAGUGCGGGGCAUUUGAGUUCCCAGAAUCAGUUUAGUUUUGGAAUGUAUGUGCCGCAGGCGUAUACGCCGUUGAAUGAAUACAAAUGCGCGACGUGUAAUGGUGCGCUUCCGGAACUCGAUGGCCAUGCUGUGAGGUUCGCUAUGGGCAUGGUUACUCUUACGGUACUCAGUUUCACAUGGUUCGCUGGUGGAUAUGGUGUUUUUGCAGUUUGA
Molecule: messenger RNA, 837 nt
Organism: Aspergillus chevalieri
Lineage: Eukaryota; Fungi; Ascomycota; Eurotiomycetes; Eurotiales; Aspergillaceae
Exons: 3
Coding region: 1-837 (278 amino acids)
Source: RefSeq, a predicted model, not a curated record